Molecule: messenger RNA, 720 nt
Organism: Fonsecaea pedrosoi CBS 271.37
Lineage: Eukaryota; Fungi; Ascomycota; Eurotiomycetes; Chaetothyriales; Herpotrichiellaceae
Exons: 3
Coding region: 1-720 (239 amino acids)
Biological process (GO): ribose phosphate metabolic process; nucleoside phosphate metabolic process
Cellular component (GO): cytosol; nucleus
Molecular function (GO): ADP-ribose diphosphatase activity
Source: RefSeq, a predicted model, not a curated record
AUGGCGGGCAAAAUGUCUACGCACUCGCCUUCGAUGGCCAAGAACCUCUCUGUUGAACCGAUGAAUACCAAUGACGCGAAAUGGAUCACCCUGAAGAAAAUCACGUACAAGGACCCAGCGGGCAAGCAAAGGCUCUGGGAAUCUGCGGAGCGACAGACAAGACCCAAGGACGCCGAAGUCGACGCCGUCGGCGUCGUCGCCAUUCUCAACGACCCCAAAUCCUCAAAGGGCCCCUCCCUGCUCCUCCAGAAACAAUUCCGUCCCGCGGUCGACAAAGUCACCAUCGAAGUGCCGUCGGGCCUCAUCGACGCGGGAGAGUCGCCCACGCAAGCCGCCAUCCGCGAGCUGAAAGAAGAAACGGGCUACAUCGCCACCAUCCCCUCGGAUGCCAAAGCCGCCGAGGGUAUUCUGAUGUUCAAUGACCCGGGGUUCUGCAAUACAAACACAAAAAUGAUCUUUGUCGAGGUGGACAUGCGCGACCCCAGGAAUGCAGAGGAGAACCUCAAGCCUGAGCUGGAGGAGAGCGAGUAUAUCGAGUGCUUCACCCUGCCUCUGGACAACUUGUGGAAUGAGCUGGGAGAUCUAGAGGCCAAGGGCUUUGCGAUCGACGCGCGUGUCGGGACACUGGCGCAGGGCAUGGAGAUAGCGAAGAAAUGGAAGGACGUGCUCAACAAGAAUCCCUCAUACGUGAAUGGCGUUGCAAGGCACAAAACGGCCUAG